AUGGCCACUGAACCCGAAUUUCAACAAGCUUACCAAGAAAUCGUCACUGCUUUGCAGGACUCCACUUUGUUCGAAAAGCACCCUAAAUACCAGAAAGUGCUACCAGUCGUUUCCAUCCCAGAGAGAAUCAUCCAGUUCAGAGUCACGUGGGAGAACGACAAGGGCGAGCAAGAGGUCGCCUCCGGUUACAGAGUCCAAUACAACUCUGCUAAGGGUCCAUACAAAGGUGGUCUACGUUUCCACCCAUCUGUUAACCUGUCGAUCUUGAAGUUUCUAGGUUUUGAACAAAUCUUCAAGAACGCUCUUACUGGGCUUGACAUGGGUGGUGCUAAAGGUGGUCUAUGUGUUGACUUGAAGGGCAGAUCCGAUAACGAAAUUAGAAGAAUCUGUUACGCCUUCAUGAAGGAACUGUCCCGUCACAUCGGUCAAGACACAGAUGUCCCAGCUGGUGACAUCGGUGUUGGUGGUCGUGAGGUCGGUUUCCUAUUCGGUGCCUUCAAAUCUUACAGAAACUCCUGGGAAGGUGUCUUGACCGGUAAAGGUUUGAACUGGGGGGGGUCCCUGAUUAGACCAGAAGCUACCGGUUAUGGGUGUGUCUACUUCACACAGGCCAUGAUCGACUACGCCACAAAGGGUAAGGAGUCCUUUGCUGGUAAGAGAGUCGCCAUUUCCGGGUCCGGGAACGUCGCCCAGUUCGCCGCUUUGAAAGUUAUCGAGCUAGGUGGUGUCGUCGUCUCUUUGUCGGACUCCCAAGGUUGUAUCAUCUCCGAGAACGGUAUUACCGCUGAACAAGUCGCUGCAAUCGCCGAGGCCAAGAUUAAGUUCCAAUCCUUGGAGCAAAUCGUCGGCGAUUACUCCGCCUUCGCCGAAAACAAAGUCAAGUACUUGGCCGGUGCCAGACCAUGGGUCAACGCUGGUCCAGUCGACAUCGCACUACCAUGUGCCACGCAGAACGAAGUAUCUGGUGACGAGGCCAAGGGUUUGGUCGCCGCCGGUGUCAAGUUCGUCGCCGAAGGUUCCAACAUGGGCUGUACCCCAGACGCCAUCCACGUCUUUGAAACUGCCCGUUCCACCGCCAAGUCGUCAUCGGAAGCCGUCUGGUACGCUGUCGGUAAGGCCUCCAACUGUGGUGGUGUUGCCUGUUCCGGUCUAGAGAUGGCCCAGAACUCGCAAAGAGUCAGAUGGACCAGAGAAACCGUCGACAAAGAAUUGAAGAAGAUCAUGAUCAACUGUUUCAACGAGUGUGUCGGCGCCGCACAAGAGUACUCCUCCGAGGAAAACAAGAACGCCCUACCAUCCAUCGUCAAGGGUGCCAACAUCGCCGGUUUCGUUAAAGUCGCCGACGCCAUGUUUGACCAAGGUGACGUCUUCUAA
This is a messenger RNA of Huiozyma naganishii CBS 8797, 1374 nucleotides long. RefSeq names its product glutamate dehydrogenase (NADP(+)) GDH3 (gene GDH3). Gene Ontology annotation, cellular component: cytosol. The coding region runs from base 1 to 1374 and encodes 457 amino acids. The record is from RefSeq and is a predicted model, not a curated record. Gene Ontology annotation, molecular function: L-glutamate dehydrogenase (NADP+) activity. The transcript has a single exon. NCBI's taxonomy places the organism in Eukaryota, Fungi, Ascomycota, Saccharomycetes, Saccharomycetales, Saccharomycetaceae.